AUGAAGACAGAGAUAAAUAUACUUAUGAGCAUAUUGUUGGACGGCAAUAUCAAUAAUAUUAAUAAUAAUAUUUAUUGUAGUGAUCAUGAAGUUGAUGGUAGUAUUAGUAUCAUUGAUAGUUGUGAUUUAUCACUAGAUACUUCAUCAAUUAGUAAUAACAACAAUGAUGAUAACAAGGAUAACAAAGAUACCAACAACAUCAAUAACACUGAUACCACCAACAACAAAGACACCAACAACAACAACAAAGAUACCAACAGCAGCAAUAACACUGAUACCACCAACAAAGAUACCAACAACAACAACAACAACAACAACAGCUUCUAUUGUGAUAAACACAAUAGGAAGCAGAACUUCAUUUGUUAUAAUUGUGGGACAUUGUCUUGUCAGUUGUGUUUGUCCUUGAGUCACUAUGGUCAUAAGUUUGAACAUAUUAAGAAUAUCAAAUACAACAUCGACAAUGAGAACUACCAGGCAUUAUGGUGUGGACAACGACUGGUGCAUCUACAAAAGAUAAUGCAACAGUGUGGCGACACCUAUGAAUCCUUGUCCAAGACACAUGCAGAGAUAUCCAAUCAGUUUGAACAACUGUUCAAGUUGUUAAUGGCAGAGGAGCACAGGAUCAAGUCGGCGAUCAACGAGAAGAUGGCGCACAUCGAGUCCACAAUCAACGAUAUCGUCAAUGAGAUCUGCGACUUCGAGGCCAUUCUCAAAAAGUCGCUCGUGAUCGAUGGACCUAAACUUGCUCAAUCCAUAAAGGUCAUCGCAUCCUGCCCAUCCAUAGAUCAGUUCAUUGAUACAUCAUUAUCCUUUAGACCUGAUGACAAAGAGGCAGGAGCGGGCAAAGAGUUACUCACUGACAAUGAACUGUUGGCCAUGAUUAAGAAUCACAAACUGCACAUGGACCUCGUCCCAUAUGGUCCUGUAUCAAUUCUUCGUCUCAGACCUUGGACAAUUCGUACAGAUGAAGACAAGAUAUACGACAUCAAGAAGAAGGUCAAGACAAUAUUUGAGUUGGUGGCACCAUCCGCAGCUACCGGACUAGUUGCACAGACUAAUAGAUCACUGGUCAAUCAUGUUUUAUCUUUGGGUUGCAGAGAAUACUCAAUGUUCUCACUCCAAUCAAUGAAGUGGUCAAUAAUUAGGAAGGAAACGAGCGGCCCUUGCAGAAGUGUUCAAACAGCAAUCGUCUAUGCAUCUGGUAGUGCCUACAUCUUUGGAGGAAGACAGCAUCCAUCCAACUACUGUAAAUACACUUUGGCUACAAAUACAAGCACCUAUUAUCCCAUUAAUGGAAUCAUUGGUUGCAGAUCUAUCUCUGCAUGCCACGACGGCGACAAGCACAUAUAUAUCAUUGGAGGAGAGCACGAGAGCAAGACCUUGAAUAGAGUUGAUUGCUUUAACAUUGAGACGGUGCAGUUCAAUGAAGUUGGUAACAUACCUGUUGGCCUCUUUCAAUCAUCAACAUACUUUCUCAUUGACACCUUGUACAUUGUAGGUGGUAUAAUGAACGAUAACUAUUAUCACCUUGAUAUCAUCUCAUUCAAUGUGAGAACACAUGUAUCAACUGUCAUUGUCAAGGAUGUCGGUGGCGGAGCACCUGUCCUAUCGAGUUGCUUUGAUGGAUCAGACAACAUAUUCAUUCUCACAGACAAGGAGCUCAUCAGCUAUUCAUUGUCCAAUCAACAAUCUACAAAACUUGCUAAACAUCCAACUGAUGGAAAACACGUUCAUCGAAUCAUCUAUGACGGAAUGUUUGGAAUACUCUACAUUGGAGGCAAGGGCAUGAACUAUCGAUACUCUGAGGAGAAGUGGACACUCCUUGAAGACAACGAUCAUAUUCCCAAUCGAAAUAUGCUUGGUGCAUGUUUGAUACACGAC
Molecule: messenger RNA, 1881 nt
Organism: Acytostelium subglobosum LB1
Lineage: Eukaryota; Evosea; Eumycetozoa; Acytosteliales; Acytosteliaceae
Exons: 1
Molecular function (GO): zinc ion binding; protein binding
Source: RefSeq, a predicted model, not a curated record